Molecule: messenger RNA, 2336 nt
Organism: Spathaspora passalidarum NRRL Y-27907
Lineage: Eukaryota; Fungi; Ascomycota; Pichiomycetes; Serinales; Debaryomycetaceae
Gene: CTN1
Product: carnitine O-acetyltransferase
Exons: 2
Coding region: 48-2267 (739 amino acids)
Biological process (GO): carnitine metabolic process
Cellular component (GO): mitochondrion
Molecular function (GO): carnitine O-acetyltransferase activity
Source: RefSeq, a predicted model, not a curated record
GCCACUUUGCCUCUUGUUGUUUCCUUUUACUUUGCUAGUAUUCCACAAUGACGUACCAACAUCAAGAUACCCUUCAGAAACUUCCAAUUCCCGAUUUGAACCAAACAUGUACAAACUACUUGAAAGUGUUGAAACCAUUGCAAACUGAAGCAGAACACCAACAAACCGUAGAAGCAGUUGAAUCAUUUCUCAAAUCUGGCGUCGGUCCCUAUUUAGACUCGGAAUUGCGAGCAUUCGCCAAGAACCGUGCCAGUUACAUUGAACAGUUUUGGUAUGACGCUUAUUUGAACUACGAUUCCCCCGUGGUGUUGAACUUGAACCCGUUCUUCUUACUUGAAGACGAUCCAUUCACUAACGAAAACAGUCCAUUUGACCCACAAGUUAAACGAGCCACUUCUUUGACUUUAUCGUCAUUGAAAUUCAUUCAAGCUUUAAAGAAUGAAACAUUGUCGGUGGAUACAGUGAGAGGGGGGAAACCAAUGUGUAUGUACCAAUACACUAAAUUAUUUGGUGCUUCAAGAAUACCUACCCAAGAAGGUUGUCAAAUGCAAAGUGACCCUUCCUCCAAUCACAUUGUUGUCAUGUCCAAGUCCCAAUUCUACUGGUUUGACGUGUUGGACUCGAAAAACAAUGUUAUUUUAAGUGAAUCGGAAUUGAAUAUCAAUUUCAAGUCCAUCAUUUACGAUUCCUUGCACACUCCUUUAAACGAAAUUGCCAAAUCUUCCUUUGGGGUAUUGACUACUGAAAAUAGAAGAAUUUGGGCUCACGUUAGAAACGACGUCAUUAGUCAUAAUCAAAUCAAUAGUGAGAUUUUAUCGAUUAUUGAUUCAGCAUUGUUUGUGUUGUGUCUUGAUGACAUUGCCAUUAAUGAUUUGAGUGAAUUGUCGAAAAAUAUGCUUUGUGGAUUGAGUAUUUUGGAUAAAGGUGUGCAAAUUGGUACUUGUACCAACAGAUGGUAUGAUAAGUUGCAAAUCAUCAUUACUAAAAAUGGUAAAGCUGGUAUUAAUUUCGAACAUACUGGUGUUGAUGGUCAUACUGUGUUGCGAUUUGUCUCCGAUAUUUAUACCGAUUCCAUUUUAAGAUUCGCCAAUACUAUUAACAACAAUGCCCCUUCAUUAUGGAAUACUACUACUAAUUUCGAAUAUGAAGAAGAAGAUUUGAUUACUGUUCCUAGAAAAUUAGAAUGGGAUUUAACUCCAGAACUUUCACUCACUUUAAGAUUCGGAGAAACUAGAUUAUCUGACUUGAUCAAUCAAAAUGAAUUCCGUCAUUUAGAAUUUGAAAAUUACGGUUCAACUCAAAUUAAAAAGAUGAAAUUCUCCCCUGAUGCAUUUGUACAAAUGGCAUUCCAAGCAACUUAUUAUGCCCUUUAUGGUAAAGUUGAAUGUACUUAUGAACCAGCCAUGACUAAGCAAUUUUUCCAUGGUAGAACCGAAGCUAUUAGAACCGUGUCUCAAGAAUCAAACUUGUUUGUGAGAAAGUUCUUUGAUGCCAGUGUUUCCGCUCAGGAAAAAUUGGACUACUUGGAUGCCGCGUGUAAGGCUCAUUCUGCACAAACCAGAUUAUGUUCACAAGGACAAGGGGUUGAUCGUCAUUUGUACGCUUUGUUCUGUCUUUGGAGAAGAUACUUGGCCGAAAUUGAAGAUGAAGAAAAUACUCAGAAUGGAGGCGCUGCCGAAAACGAUAAUAUGUCUGAUGAUACCACAUUUGUGGCCACUCAUCACCCUAAGGAUUUAAAUGAUAGAUUACGUAACAUCCCUGAUCUUUUCGCUGAUUCCGGGUGGGAUAAGUUAAAUAACACCAUUAUUUCCACAUCCAACUGUGGUAAUCCUUCCCUUCGUCUUUUCGGAUUUGGUCCGGUUUCAGCCAAUGGAUUUGGAUUAGGUUAUAUCAUCAAGGAUGAUUCUAUUUCUAUUUGUGCAUCUUCCAAACAUAGACAAACCCAAAGAUUCUUGACCACAUUGAAAUCAUAUCUUUUAGAAAUUAGAAACAUGCACCGAGAAUUGAAACAAAGAAAGAAGGUUGCUGCUGCUGUUGCCGCCGAAGCCGCUGCCAAGGCCAUUCCAGUCAUUGUUGAACCAUCUCCAUCUCACCUUAACUCAUUGUUAGGAGGAUACGGCUAUUUCGACAUGGGUGAAGACGAUAUCAAGAGUAUGGGUGAAGUUCCAGAGCCACCAUUCUUGAAUAGACAAGCUAGUGGUUCUUCUCCAGGUGUUGGAUUCUCAAUCAGAGAAAUUGGAAAGAAAUUGAGAUUGAGUGAAUACUAACCUUAUUUAUUGUUUAUUUAUAUUAUUUAUUAUAUGAUGUUGAAAGCAAAAGUGAACAAAAAAAAAGGC